Frieseomelitta varia is the source of this 1196-nucleotide messenger RNA. RefSeq lists its product as uncharacterized. The transcript is spliced from 5 exons. Bases 101 to 922 code for a protein of 273 amino acids. Lineage: Eukaryota; Metazoa; Arthropoda; Insecta; Hymenoptera; Apidae. The record is from RefSeq and is a predicted model, not a curated record.
CUCUCGAAAUGCAAUAAUAACGGUCGUUUGACACGAGUCCGGGUGUCAUUCGUCGGCAAGACGUCACCGAGAAGCAAGUGGAUACCGAGCUGCCCGAGACAUGAACCGAACUGAACGUUGUUUCCUCCUUUUAAUGAUCUGCGUCUUGUUGAGUAAUUAUCAAGUCAAUUCGGAUCGUGACGCUCGUUUGUCAAGAAAAAGGCGAUACGUCGUCUUCCCAGAAGGUUCAACUUUCUCUGUCGCGCUGUGCCUCACCACCCACACAUAUACGCCGGACGAUGACAUUUUCACGGAAGGAAUCAACUGGGGUAUCUCGUACGAUUUACCGAACGAAAGCAAACCGGCUCUCGAGCCGUUCUUAGAGUUGAGACGCGACGAAGUUAAACCAGCGAAGAAACACGGCCAUCAGUCGACGAUCAACGCGAUCAACAAGAACGCGAUGAAGUAUUCCGGAUGGAACGGUAACGAUAAAUAUUACAUGAAGCCUGGGAAGAGGAAGUACCACAAGUCAGAUUAUUACUACUUGCAACGUAGACACCGGAGGGAACUUUACAGCAAACUGGAGACCAUUAUGAACGCGAUGAACUUCGAUGGAAGAACGUGCGUGCUUCGAGCGCUGUGCGAGGCCUCCCAGCGGCUGAUGCCCAAAGGAAGAACUCUCAUCGAGGAGAUGAUGAGGAUAUCAUUCUCCUUCCCUUUGAAGCGACUGUUCAGUCAUGAGCCACAGGAGCAUCAUGCGUACAGCAGAGCUCACAAAGCAGGCCAUGAGGGCCAUGAUUGCGCCACCAUGUUCGCCGGAUGUAGCUUCUCCCUGAUCGACAUGGCCCUCGGGAAAUACGACGCGCGACGGCCUCAACUUCCGCCAGAAUAUGCCGAUACGGGUGAAUCUUUCGACGACUGGACCAGGUAUAACAUGAAAUAGUACGUCAACUCUAAAGAAAUAUUUUCGGAAUACCUAAGAACUCCGUUCGACUCGCGAAGGAAAUGUUGUUUCCCUCGAUAUUAACAUCGUAUCGCGUGAGUUUUCUAUUUCAAGAUAUUUUUUGUUAGGGAGAAAAGUACAAUCACGAUGUACUUCUCGAUAUGGUGUACAUUAGUAUUUUUUUUAUAUAUUAGUGUUCUUUCUUGACAAUAAAAUAUUGUUUGUAACAUUUUGUAACUGAUUAUUUUGUUAAUUGGUUAUUUGAAGUUUAGGA